This is a messenger RNA of Galleria mellonella (greater wax moth), 1385 nucleotides long. RefSeq lists its product as uncharacterized. Bases 22 to 792 code for a protein of 256 amino acids. The record is from RefSeq and is a predicted model, not a curated record. Lineage: Eukaryota; Metazoa; Arthropoda; Insecta; Lepidoptera; Pyralidae. Gene Ontology annotation, biological process: chromatin remodeling. Gene Ontology annotation, cellular component: Ino80 complex; nucleus. The transcript has 6 exons.
UCAGAAAAUUAUCCCAAGAAAAUGCUGGAUGGCUGGUAUUGUCGCUCUAUAGCAAACAUGCAAGCAAGUGAAGCUGCAAGUGUCAGUAAUAGUGCACCAACAGAAACCACACAUGCACGGGAGUCUCAGAAUUAUUCAAGUGACAGCAGUAGUGAGCCAGACCCUGAACCUAAUUAUAGAGCACAAUAUAUUGCUUUAAAGAAAAAAUUGAAAUACCUUAUCUAUGAAAAUGAGUGUUUUCAAGAUGCUCUUAGAUGUGGUCAAAAAAGAUUGCUGAAAGUAUCUAGAGACCGUAGUUUCUUGCUAGACAGACUACUACAGUAUGAAAAGCAUGAAAGCACCACAUCAGAGAGUGAAGAUACAGAAUCAUCUGAUGAUACAGAUUAUAAUCGGCAUGAUAACACGAAACGAAAAAAAAAUCUUGAUGUGAGUGUUACACAUCAUCAUAUUUCAACACCAUCAGCACUUACCAAGGGUCCUAAUGCUAUGAAAAGAAAGAGAGCUGUAGUACCUAAAAAACCUCAUAAUACUAGUCAUCUUCAUCAAUCGAGUGGAGCGAUAUUAUCUAAAGCAUCCCCCUCUCUCAGUUUCGGCUUAUCUGCUAGCGACGGACAUAUGACGCCUGAAGAAGUUGAACGCCAUUUACAGUCGCGACAAUCUUACUUAGAACUGUUGCCAGAGCGAGCUCCGCCUACUGUCCCUACAGAGAUGUUCAGCAAUGAUCCUUCACUUGAUAGCGAGUCAAAUGAUGUGCUGGAGAACUCUCCAAAUGUUGAUGAAUGGUUUGAUUAGUUGUGUUCACUCUUUGGGACAGGAUGUGCCACUAGAAGACAUUUUAUGUGAAAAUAUUUUUUAAACUUAAAUGAGGAAAUAAAAUAUUUAUUUCGUAACAUAUAUGACACGACGUAUCUGCGAUAUAUUGUGUCGUACUUAGACUUGAACAAAAUUAUUUGUUACAAUUUAUACUCCUUGUCCGGAAACAAUACUUGCUGCCAAGAUCCUGAGAGCCUUGGUAUACAUAUAAGGAGAGCCACGACAGGCGUUUCGGCCAUUUUUCGUCAUCGCUGUCAGAAGAGAUGCAGGGUGCCGUUAACAUUGGGCAAUAAAAGAUGGUAACCACCUUUAAUUUUUUGUCAAUGCUCAGAGAUAUCUUAGAGAAAAGUAGUGACCUCAUUUUUAUUUCAUCUUUGGGAAGGAGCCGUCAAAACUUUGUUUAGGGUCGCCAAAUAGGUUAAGGCCGUCCCUGACAUGAAGUGUUUUAUAUAUAGAAAGUAUAGAACUAAUUACUGAUAAUAUUGGAUGUAUUGUUUUAUUUUGAAUGUACUAAUUAAUUUUUAGUAAUAUGAAUAUAAUUUUUAGAUAAUAAAAUAAUUAUGAUAUUACAA